GCGCACGCGCAGCAUAACCUAAACUUGCUAGAUUUUGAAUAAUUAUUGAUUUUCUAUUCUAACACAAAUAAUAAAUUUAAAAUGCCCCAUUUAUUUUGUUACGACUUUACAACUUUAUAAUUAGAGGGGCUUCAAUUAAUCCAACCCAAUUUAAAAAUGUUGGGCGUUCGCGUGAGUGCCUUCAAUGAAAACGGUCUCGGAGAACCUGAACAAGACGCCAAUUCGGCUUUAACGGAGCUUGACAAAGGCCUUCGGUCUGGUAAAGUGGGCGAACAGUGCGAGGCAAUUGUACGUUUCCCUAAACUGUUUGAAAAAUAUCCUUUCCCCAUCCUCAUCAAUGCGUCGUUACUGAAAUUAGCGGAAGUUUUUCGCAUGGGUAACAAUUUUUUACGACUGUGCGUUUUGCGUGUGUGUCAGCAGAGUGAGAAACACCUAGAUAAAAUCUCAAGCGUUGAUGAGUUUGUUCGGAGAAUUUACAGUGUAAUUCACAGUAAUGACCCCAUUGCGCGUGCUGUGACUCUGCGGACGUUUGGGGCUGUGGCUGCUAUCAUCCCAGAGCGGCAGCAGGUGCAUCACAGUAUCAGAAGUAGUCUGGAUUCGCACGAUAAUGUGGAAGUCCAAGCCGCAAUUCAUGCAGCUAUUCAGUUUGCAGCCCAAUCAAAAACUUUUGCCGUAAGCAUGUGCAAUAAAGUCUCUGAUAUGAUACAAGGCCAGUCUACGCCCGCCAGUAUGAAAUUACAAUUAAUUCCAAUUUUGCAAUACAUGCACCAUGAUACCAACACAGCUGCAAUGGUGAGGACGCUCUGUAUCGACUUACUGCCAAGUUAUCCGGCCAAAGACUUCGUUUUGGUCACUCUGAACACACUUACACAGUUGGCAACAGCGACUUUAGUUGACGUCCCUAGUCAAGUCAAUUUACUGUUGCAAUAUUUACGCAAAGACCUGGGUAGUGAAGUCAAAUCGAAAUGUUUACAAUUUUUAUACCAAUUGGCCAAACCGGGGGCUCAUUUGUGGCCCCCGGGUGCCACCAACAAUAUUAUCGAUUUUACUUUACACACGCAUCAACCCCAAUUAUUAACUUUGGCCCUAGGUGUGAUUCAAGUCUUGACUGAGUCGCCCCGAAUGUGUCAUGAUUAUCGGGACAACAACUCAAAAUUAAGAGAGCUGUGCAUGAAACACUGUUAUUCGUCGCAGCCUACAGUUGCGGUGCAAGCUAUCCAAAUUUUGACCCAACUUUUGUGUUAUUGUUACAAAGAGAAGUUAGAGACUGACAGAGCGGAUGAAGUGGUUUCAUCGUUGGAAACGUUAAUUUUGCUUUUAACUUUCUCAAAUGAUAAACAUCCAAGACAGCUGAAGUUGGCACUGAAAUGUGCUGUUCGGCUGUGUGAAGCGAAGAAAGACUAUUGUGAGAUAUUUGUGGAACUACUCGGCACUCGCCUCGACAAUAUUCACAACGACUGCACUAUCGUCAUCUGCGAGACUUUGGGGGCCAUCGGGGGCCUAAAACCAGACACUUUACUCUCCCUCCUUGCUAAUAUUCUCAGUUUACUACGUGCAUUGUCUGAAAUUGACUCGCCAACGAAUCAACAAACGCGCAUCAAAAUCAUGCUUUGCACUCUUGUUUUCCAAAGCCUGUCUGAUUACACCUGGAACGAGGAAACCGAAAGUGCCAUUUUCUGUGUUAUUGAAAACAACAAUCUGUGGGCGAAUUAUUGCAUAGCGCGAGCUGCAGUUAGAUACGGCCAUCACAAAAUCGCCAAUGCGAUUUUCAACCAAUUGACGGAACAAGUCAGUUCCGAACAUUUCCAUUUCUGGUUGGUUUGUUUAAAAGAAAUGUCGGAAGCGGAGUCGUUUUUACUCACUUCCGACGAUAGUUUGGUAAAUCGCUUGGAGAAAGCGAUCAUACAUUACAAUAAAGCCAUCGCGGCUUUGAAGGCGGCGAGCACUCCCUCUCAUAAUCUACAGUUCCAGGCUGAAUAUAUGCGAAUUCGGACCGAGUUUCUCCAGUGUUUGAUCCAACUGAUUUAUACUUGUAACACUCUGUGUAUAGUCCCGCCACCUGCGAUUGCCGCUACUAUAGUCCAAAAUACGCGAGAUGAGUAUCAAAGACACGGAUAUAUUACAAAUCAGUUGCGAAAGUGUGUGAAAGAGUUUAAAAAUUGUGGCGACCUCUACUGGAAGCUUUACCAAACUGCUUUCGACGCCGACCCUGCCACUUUGGAAAACAUGCAAAUAUUGCAACAAAUGUGUGUCCUUGUGGAACAAAGCGUGGAAAGUAUUUGCGUCAACGGUUCGAAAAUUCGAGACGAUCCGAUUGAAUUUGGAUCACGUGAUACCCGUCUAGAGUCACAACAAUUGACAAAAGCUUGUUGUAAUGCUUUAACAGUUUCGCACGCACUCGAUGAUGGCUCGUCAAUGAGUACAAUAACGCACCGGCACAUUGAAUUGUUGAAGAAAAUCUGUGAAGUAUUGUCGAAUGCAUCGUUACCAAUUCCGCGGUAUUUCUUCCAAGUUUUACAAUGCACCAGCGUUAAGUUGGCCAUUUCGCCCCAACCUCGGGUCAUGGGGGAAUUUAUAAGUGUCCAGGCAAACUCCCAGUUGGCUGUGAAAGUCGAAGGAGUGAUUCAGCACGGGAUGAAACCGGGACUUUUCCGAAAAAUCGAAGAAGUCAUAGUCACUGUGACCUCACAGAUUCAGAACAAUUCCAAAAGCAAGGAUUUGGAUAAGAGUUUGGAGCAAGUGGCGGUGUUGACUCAGUCGGUGACCCCCCAUAAAGACUUUUUCACGGCGCAAUUUCUGCUGGCGUUUCCUAAAGGCGGUCAGUAUUUGCUGGCCGUUGAGGCGUCAGUCGUUGAUGAAGAAAAUAACACUUGGAAGACCGGUCCUAGGUCAACCUUGACCGUGAAAGUGCCCGAAGAGGCAAAAUUAACACCGAUUUCGGUGCCGGGCAUGGCGUCAAAUGCCAAUGUAAUUUUGAUGCCUGAGGAUAACCUUUUUCUAAGACCUCAUCAGAAAAAACCCUAAGUAAGUAAUUAUUUAUUUUGCGAAAUUUUGUAACAAUAAACAAUAACAAAUGA
Molecule: messenger RNA, 3077 nt
Organism: Tribolium madens (black flour beetle)
Lineage: Eukaryota; Metazoa; Arthropoda; Insecta; Coleoptera; Tenebrionidae
Gene: INTS7
Product: integrator complex subunit 7
Exons: 14
Coding region: 157-3024 (955 amino acids)
Biological process (GO): snRNA 3'-end processing
Cellular component (GO): integrator complex
Source: RefSeq, a predicted model, not a curated record